UGUCACACCACUGCUAUUUUCUCCCCUCAGUCCCUCUCACUCUCAGCCUACAGCUCCAACGGACUGACACGGGGCUUUGGACACAAAGAAAGGAAUAAUAAGAUAUCCAACUAAAGCCAAAAAUGGCAGAGCUUGGAGCGGGAAGCCUGCCAUUAGUGGAUCCUGCUUUUAAUUACCAGGAGCACGAGCUGAACGAGCGGCUGAAACGGCUCUACCCGGCUGUGAACGAGGAAGAGACCCCUUUACCCCGAUCCUGGAGCCCCAAGGAUAAAUACAGCUACAUUGGGCUGUCACAGAACAACCUGCGGGUCCAUUACAAAGGCCAUGGAAAAAACCACAAGGACGCAGCAUCAGUGAGAGCCACACACCCUAUCCCUGCUGCCUGUGGGAUCUACUACUUUGAAGUCAAGAUUGUCAGCAAAGGUCGAGAUGGGUAUAUGGGAAUUGGCCUGUCUGCCCAGGGAGUCAACAUGAACAGACUGCCUGGAUGGGACAAGCACUCAUAUGGUUACCACGGAGAUGAUGGACACUCCUUCUGCUCCUCUGGGACGGGCCAACCAUACGGCCCAACAUUCACUACGGGGGAUGUUAUUGGUUGCUGUGUAAACCUCAUCAACAACACCUGCUUUUACACCAAAAAUGGAAUCAGUUUGGGUGUAGCAUUCACAGACCUGCCACCAAAUUUGUAUCCCACAGUUGGGCUGCAAACUCCAGGUGAGAUUGUGGAUGCUAACUUCGGUCAGCAGCCAUUUGUCUUUGACAUCGAGGACUACAUGAGUGAAUGGAGGGCCAAAAUCCACAGCAUGAUUGCUCGCUUCCCCAUAGGAGAGAGGCUGGGGGAGUGGCAGACCGUCCUGCAAAAUAUGGUGUCUAGCUACUUGGUGCAUCAUGGAUACUGUGCCACUGCAACAGCCUUUGCCAGAGCCACAGAAACCAUGAUACAAGAAGACCAGACAUCUAUAAAGAACCGGCAGAGAAUACAGAAGCUGGUGCUGGCAGGACGGGUGGGUGAAGCCAUAGAAGCAACUCAGCAGCUUUAUCCCGGCCUGUUAGAACACAACCCCAACCUACUAUUCAUGUUGAAGUGUCGUCAGUUUGUGGAGAUGGUGAACGGUACAGAUAGUGAGGUUUGCUGUUUGCUUGACCAUCGCUCACCCAAAUCCCAGGACAGUUACCCUGGCUCACCCAGUCUCAGCCCCCGCCACGGAACCAGCAUCACACACCUGCACACUGGAGGAGCAGAUAGCCCGACAUGCAGUAAUGGGGUGACUCCCUCAAACAAAUCAAAGAGUCACAGCGGUGCCGGCAGCAGCAGCAUCAAAUACCCUAGCGUCUCCUCCUCUGCAUCCUCAUCAACCUCUUCUUCUCCUUCCUCUGUCAACUAUUCUGAGUCCAACUCCUCUGACUCAACAAAGAGCCAACCUCACAGUGCCAACAGCACCCAGGAAACAAGUGACAGUGAGAUGGAGAUUGAAGCAGAGCACUAUACCAAUGGGGUUGUCGAGGGUUCCUCAGCACGGAUCAUGAAUGGCACAUACAAACAUGAAGAGAUUCUUCAACCAGAUGACAACAGCAUUGGCAAUGGGGUCUCAGAGGAAGGCUGGAGUAAUAGUAGACAGCUUUGUGGAGGGAACCAGGCAGCCACAGAAAGGAUGAUCCAGUUUGGACGGGAGCUGCAGGCACUUAAUGAACAACUGUGCCGCGAGUAUGGCAAGAAUGCUACACACAAGAAGAUGUUACAGGAUGCAUUCAGCCUGCUAGCAUACUCAGACCCAUGGAACUGCCCAGUGGGCCAGCAGUUAGACCCUACACAGAGAGAAUCCCUCUGCUCCGCACUCAAUAGUGCCAUAUUGGAGUCUCAAAAUCUGCCUAAGCAGCCUCCGCUGAUGUUAGCACUCGGCCAGGCCACAGAGUGUGUUCAGCUUAUGGCCCGGGUCCGGUCUGGUUCCUGCUCCUUCGCCAGAGUGGACAACUUUUUGCACUAGCCCAGGUCCAGGUUAAGGUUAAGUAGCACUGAGAGAAGCCUUGUCCAGCAGGUAGGUGUCACGAUGACGGCAGAAACCGCAGGAGUGUGAUUGGUGGGUUUGGCUGUCGGUCAAACCAAGCGGCACAAACAGAAGCAGAGAAGACGGAAAAGAAGAAAGCUUCCUUUUAAUUUAGUAUUAUCAAAUAAAUAAAUGUGUGACACUAUUUAAAGAUAAUUAUUAUUCUGUUUAUCUAGCCAUUUUUAUAGUUCUUUUUUGUCAGUUUGUUGUGGCCAUCCUGGACAAAGCAAAUUGUAAUUUCCCUUUUUAUUUUGCUAUUGUUUUCAUGGGUGGAUUUUGAUUCCCUACGUUCAGUAUUUUAUUCAUUGUUAUUUUCAUCAUAUCACAGACCACAACACCCACAUCUGGUUACCAUGGUCACCACAAAAACUGAAGGUAAACGUACUUACCUGAUAACUCGAUCUUAACUCAUAUUCAUGAAGAUGAGAAAACAAGAGCCCAGCAGUCUUUACUCCUGUUACUGUUUGGAGCAGUGCAUCAUUCUGGUCAUGGCUUGUGCUUUAUUUGUUAAAACACUAAUAUUACUCAGAAUCAUGUUUGGCAAAAGUUGAUCCCCAAAUUGUUCUCAUGGGCUGAAGGUAAGGAACCUCUGUAUGUUUAAAGAAUGUAAAAUAUUUGGAGUCAACAGGCUAACAGCUAAAGAACAAGACAUACCCUGGAAGAAUGGUUACCUUUAUAAAAUAGGUAAUUGGCUUGUUUCUGCGAGAGGGAAUUUUUCCAGUAAACAGAACUGGAAUUUUACUGUCAGAUAAUCACCCAAUCAGUGGUGUAGUCAAAAGUGGCAGGGCUCAAGCAUAGCUGCACCUACAACACCUGCUCACACAACACAAAACCAUGCCAGUAUGGAGAAAAUCAUUCUCAUAGGCUGACUAAAAAGCACGCAAUGUAAAAUGCUCAAAGUCUAGUCACUCCUGGGCAUGCCAUGACAGUUGGCGUUUCCUUUUGUCACAACAUUCACAAUCUUCUCUGUGCCCAAAUACAGAUAGCAUGUCACUUGUCAUAAAGAAAGGAGUUUUUAAAGGGGCAAAUAGUGACAUUAAAUCGCAGUCUUGCUCUCACUGUUGAAUGUUGAUCCCAAACCAGGUUGUGGAAACCAGUGUAUGUGUAUGAGGGAAAGGACUUUUGUUCAAACUUUGACUUGCACCUGUUUGUCUUACAGUUACAAACUUGCCCAAGUCCUACUCUAUUAUUAAAGAGAUGGAUGUAGAAACAAAGCUUUUCGGUUUGUAGAGUCACUCGGUCAAAACUAGAAAAGCAGUAUCUUUUAUUUUUUUAAGGUUUGCUGCCGGCCAUUGUGAGAUUUACAAAAGAACCACAUUGAUCUUGUUGAGGAGAUAUCAAUUUAAAGUCAUACAGCUUUAGAAAAUACCUGUUCAGCCCCAAAUAGCAUGAAAACACAAUGGAGUUUCUUCUGUGAAUCCUCCUUUCUGUUUGCUACUGUGUAUGGAGCCUGCAAGUUUUUAAUAUUGUGUUAAUUAGCCAGAGUGAUGAAUGGGUACAGAAAACGUAUAAAGGAAUACAGUGAAAUAUAUAAUUGAGCCAAUACAUUGUGAAAUAAUUGAAUUUGAACAAUGGUCUAUUUGAAAUGCCUCUUCUGCAACUGUAUUUGCACUGUGGUUACAAAGAUUCUCUGCUUCCUCCCCUUUCAGUCAAGUUUUAGCAGCUUGUAUUUGUAGACUCAGCAAUUGUAACAUCCCUUUUUUCCAGUUUCAAUAGUUCCUCUGAGCCAGUAGGCUACUUACUAGCUAAGUUUAGAUUGUAGUUGCUUAUUAUCACACUGCUCUUUAUAAAAACACACAUUUUGUUUUUGUCAUCAGCUUUAGGCUUUCAGUAUUUCUUGGUUGCUACUCUUGACUCUUGAUUUAUAUUUCACAUUUGGGGUUUGAGUGAAAAGACAGUGUUGACAACAUAAUGUAAAGGCAGUCAGUUUAUCCGGAUUGUAGCUGCAUUUUUACUGCAUUAAAACAUACACUUUUUAUCAUGUCUGUAGCCAAAAGGAGUUGACCUGGGAUGAAUUUCAUUAACUUACAAUCAAAUUGACUAAAUUAUUUCACAAUUUAUUAGCUCUUUUAUACAUAGUUAUUUAUACUUAACGGAACUGUUUAUUCCUAAUGGACUAGUCGGCUCCUUCUACAGUAAUUUUGACAUUUAUUCCAACACUGUCAUUUUGUGUGUUCUUCACUGCAGAAAAGGGGAAAUCAGAUGGUUUAUGGCAAAACUGUAAAUCAGAUGCAAUUGUACCAUACCUCCAUGUUCAUCAGUGAUUGCCUCUCAGUCUAAGUUCCAGCUCUCAGUCUAUCUGAAAUAUUUCAUUUUUUUUAACACCAGACCUAUUGUCUACCAAAUAGCACUGACUGAAUGUUGUUUGAUUAGUGGCAAGGUGUCACUCCAGCUGCUUUGUUGUGACCAAGGAAUGGCUUGUGGAUCUACCUUGAUACCUUGAUGUGCAUAUUACCAUUUUUGAGAUUUAAGUCUACAGUAAAGAAAUAUGGAAAUGAUAUAAUACUGGAGAUGUGUGAAUGCAAUGUGAGAUUUACUACAGGGUAUGUGGUCAAACUUUUACCAAGCUGUUUUUAUAAAGACCUUCUGGUAUAAUAGGAACUAUUCUAAUAACCACACAUACCGCACACAUUUGCAACUUCUGCUUCUACAAAUGUAAAGGACUUCUGUUACACACACUUACUGUUAAAGAACAACCUUUGUUGUAUACCAGUAGGAAACAAGUCUCCCAGCUGUCCUUUGUGUUUGAGCCUGGGCUGCGUCUCAGUGCUGUUAUUGCACACCCUUCAACUAAAUCCCUUCAUAGACAUAACCACUGAUGUGAUCAGUGAUUGUUUUGACAAAAAGGAGGACGUGAACAGUUUGGAAUUGGGCCGAAGGCCUCUAAAGCCACAUGGACUUCCUUUGGAGAGGCUGAAGGAAAGGAUUUAAGCGUCACAGACAAUUGACCUCUAUCAUAAUUUUUAUUUCAUAUUUUGAAUUUUGAGUUUUAGCAAACAAAAACUUAAAAAAAUUGUGAAUUGAGUUACCCUCUACUUAGCAUGACUUUUAAAACCUUUAAAAAAAAAUAAAAAAGGAAAAAAUGUUAUUGAAAAAAUACCUAUGUACUGGAAACAUGUUAAAAAAAAAAAAAGAAAUAUUGUAUUCUGUUUAAUUUUGACAGAAUUAUUUUUAUUAAAAUACAUCCAUAAGCAUAUGCUUGCCCUCUUGUUUUGGUGUGUUUUUCUCUUUUUUUAUGCCCAUUUUACCUCCAGCUGUGAAAGGGUCUGAUUUUAGGCUUUUAACUGCUCUGUAAAUGAUGCAGCUCGGCAUCCA
This is a messenger RNA of Cheilinus undulatus (humphead wrasse), 5360 nucleotides long. RefSeq names its product RAN binding protein 10 (gene ranbp10). Lineage: Eukaryota; Metazoa; Chordata; Actinopteri; Labriformes; Labridae. Gene Ontology annotation, cellular component: cytoplasm. Gene Ontology annotation, molecular function: protein binding. The transcript is spliced from 15 exons. The record is from RefSeq and is a predicted model, not a curated record. Gene Ontology annotation, biological process: cytoskeleton organization; cell surface receptor signaling pathway. Bases 123 to 1985 code for a protein of 620 amino acids.